UGAGUGAAGCGGUAGGUGUAAAAAAAAAAAAAAAAUAAUGUAUUUGUUUACGUUCGGAUGCGCUCAGAAAACACAUCAAAGGCAGGGUCAUGAAUGAAGGACGCGGGGAGUGGACCGUCAGGAACAGUCCGUCAACUGUCUGAUCUCUUCUUCUUCACUUGAACUGAAAAGUUCGGGCUUUGCGCAGCCGGACCGAGACCGGAGUCGGAGCCAGGUAAUCCUCCUGGGAGGCCUCGGUCGGAAGGCGGGGUGAGACUCCCAAAUCUGACUAUAAAAGAGGAGGCGAGCGAGGAAGCCGAGUGUGUGGGAGGAGGAUGAAGAGGAUGAGGACGCUGAGGAGCGCCGGACUCUGCCUGGUCCUGUUGCCCCGCUUCCUGCUGGUGGCCGUCCUCUUCUGGCUGCUGGACUUUCUGUGCAUCAGAAGGAAAUUCCUGGUCCGGGUCCAGCAGCAGGACUGGGACUCGACGGACCCCCCGCUCCGCGUGUCCGACUCCAACCGCUUCUUCAGUCUGGAGUCCCUGAAGGCGGUCUGGCACGGGCAGAUGCUGGACCUCCUCAAGGAGGCGCACCCGGGCCACGAGGCGCCCAACUCAGAAGUGGUCCAGCUGGAGGACCAGCGGCGGAGGCGCAUCCUGGACUACGCGCAGGGCGACCGACCUCUGGUUCUCAACUUCGGCAGCUGCACCUGACCCCCCUUCAUGGCGCGGCUCCAGGCCUUCCAGAGGGUCAUGCAGAAGAACGCGGACCUGGUGGACUGCCUGGUGGUGUACAUCGAGGAGGCGCACCCCUCCGACGGCUGGGCCAGCACCGACGCGCCGUUCCAGAUCCCGCGGCACCGGAGCCUGGACGCGCGCCUGCAGGCGGCGCGGCAGAUGCAGCUGGAGGUCGCGGGGUGUCGCGUGGUCGUGGACGGCAUGGAGAACUCGGCCAACUGCGCCUACGGCGCCUACUUCGACAGACUGUACGUGCUGCAGGCGGGGAAGGUGGUGUACCAGGGGGCCCGAGGUCCGGAGGGGUACCGCAUCUCUGAGCUGCGGGACUGGCUGGACCGCUACCGGGACCGACGCGGGAAACUGGACAGUGUGGCUGUUUAGAUCGACCCUCUUAACUUAGAACCUAAAACUGUAAAGACUUUAGCGUCGCAGCGGCGACUUGACGUUGUGCGUAAAAGUCCGGGCGGAGUUCGGACCCUGGCGUCGCUGCGCUCCUCGGUUCUGUUGUGAAGUUCGGUUUUUAAAAGGCUUGAAUCCAGAAAACUGACACUGAUGUUCGUGGUACC
Synchiropus splendidus (mandarinfish) is the source of this 1279-nucleotide messenger RNA. It is a transcript of the gene dio3a, whose product is annotated as iodothyronine deiodinase 3a. Lineage: Eukaryota; Metazoa; Chordata; Actinopteri; Syngnathiformes; Callionymidae. The record is from RefSeq and is a predicted model, not a curated record. The transcript has a single exon. Gene Ontology annotation, molecular function: thyroxine 5'-deiodinase activity.